GCCGCCGUUUUGCCUACUUGUGUUUCGCUAAGGUUCACAUUCGCGCCAAAGUAAUUCGUCGCUCGAUGAGUGUGGCAUGGAUAUUACUUCGUCUACACGAUCUUCAAUUGGUUAAAAGUCUCACGACCCCAGAUGAUCUGGUUUCUGUUUUUUAUACCAACCCUCCUCAUUUCCCCUCCAACUUUCUAUAUCAAAGACAUUGAGCCUGAUCUUGCCAGUUCAUUUUCACAAUUUCCCAGAGACGCUUGCGAUGGUGUGCCUCCGCCGACUCGUCGGAUUCACGUUCAUUCUGUUUGUGUUUAAAGCCAAUGGAGUUCAAACUGGUGCCGGUGGACCACUGUUGGCUUGUCAUGUUCCACUGGAGGUUAAAAUUUUCGCUGACUCAUCCUAUCAAGCUUUAUCGGCUGAUUUGAAACCCUGCACGCACAUCAUUUUGAGCAGUGUCAACGCGCUUUUUCUGCCCAGCACCAACGCCUCUUUAGCUUCCAUCCUGGUUGGCGAGAAACGCAGCUUAGAACUACUGAAGCAACAGACCCCGGAAGCCGAAUUCAGUUUCAGCCUUCGUUCUAGCAACACGUUGCCGGCAUCAUGGAACCUAAAAACGAUUUUUAAUCGGAUAUCAUCCGUUGCCCUGUUGGUCGAAUUUCUGCGAGUCAAUAAGCUCAAGAGUUUUGACAUCGCCUGGGAUUUGAUUCAAUCUGCCCCAGACUAUGGACCACAGUUGAAAAGCUUGAAAGCCACGCUAGGAAAAGAAGGAUUCAAUUUGACUACUACGAUUGGUGUGGAAGUUGAUCGUAUUGACGCAUUUCAUGUGACUAAGAUCGCCUCCAUCGUUGAUCGCAUCUUUCUCGUGUCCUCUUACAAUCGUCACUACAGUGGUAGUCAGUAUCCUUUAACCGAAAAGAAGGUAGAACAGGCGUUCGAUGCUCUCGAACUCAACGAAGGAGCUUUCUUGAAACUUUACUCUACACUAAAUUUGAGCUGGAAAAAGAUCGUCGUUGGAUUAUCCCUCAAAACACUUGUAUGGAAAUUAAACACAGGAACAUUAACAGGCACUCAGUUUAGCCAGUAUCAAGCUGUUCUGCAGCUCCAGAGCUACUAUGAAUCAUGCAAAACAGUUAAUAGCAGCUGGCGAAUUCAAGAGCAAAUGCCAAAUCCAUUUUAUCAACUUGCCAUAGCGCCAACUAAUGACCAGUGGAUGAUCCAUAUCGAUCCUUUGACUCUGGGCAGGCGUGUUGACCUAUUGAAGCAAUAUGGUUUCGGCGGAGUGGCUGUCUACGAUUACUAUCAGGAUGAUUUCGCCGGGAUCUGCAACCCUAAGGGAAAGUUUUACCCUCUCAUUGAACAGGCUGGCCGAAGCAUUCGGAAUGGCAAUUUGACAGCGCUAUUUCCAAACAUUGACGCAAAUAAUGGAUUCUGCAUCCCAUUUCUUGGACUGACGAAUGAAUGCAAAGGGGCCUUCAACUUUGGAACGCCAAAAAUAAGUACCAAGUCGUUGGAAUUCACUAGCACUUCUACGUCAUCUACUGUUCCAGUUACAAGAACCACUUUUCCGGUUGUGAAUAAUUCAACGCCUACACGUGAAUCGUCUCAGUACACGGCAGAAACUACGAUGCCAAGUUCUUCAAUAAGUGGGGCCACUAUCGCUCUAGCUGCUUCCUGGGCUCAGGUGGCGGAUGCUGAAAAUCUGGUUCGAACUAGGAGGAGCUCAGUUUCAUCAAGCGACUUGGGAACGGAGCCUUCAUAUUCCUUUCUGAGGUCUCCUGGCUUUGAUUUGGUAAACCCCAAUUUUUCGUCAUCAAAUAGCGAGGUAGGAUUACCUGCUUCCAAAUCUUCGACUGCGACAAAUGUUUCUCCAAAUAUUGUAACGGAAUCUUCAGAGGAGAAAGUUGAGCUAUCACGUGAUGAUCAUACUCACUUGUCGGAUGCUGUCGCAACUAUGAUCAGCCAAACGCUUGAAUUGCCUGGGACAGCUGGUAACCAGGCAGUACUGGCGAUACAAGAAUCCACACUAUCAGCCGUUGAUAUUGUUUCUUCCAAGUUAUUACCAUGGAAGCUUGAAAUUCCGACUGCUGUUGAAAAUGGGGUCGUCGUCCCGUCCUUUUCCACUUUGCUACCAGAGUUUGAUACAUUUACAGAAACUGAGCCUAGCAGCGUAACACCUUUGCAGAACUCCAUCGAGAACGAUGCGCCCGUUGCAUCACCGACUCCUUCUACAUCUGAAAUUGAUCAGACGAUGGAUUCUACCAUUGUUUCAAUCGUCUCGUCACCUCAGGCGGUCAUUACGUCAUCUUUUCAAAUAGAAGUGGAACCCUCGACCAACUUUGAUCUGCAGGUUGAGGCCACCACGGACGUCAUAACGUACGCUUCGGAUAGCACAGAGAGCACUUUACCUCCCGCAAAGGCUGAAUUAGACUUACAUCAUAGUUCGACAACCAGGCCUCAAGCUGCAAUAGAUCAAGAGCCAACGGCUCCAAGUCAAUAUUCUGGGCCUGUAGAUGAUUUGAUGGAGCAGGUGACACCUGAACUUUCGACUUUGUUAACUGAUAACUAUCAUGAAUCGUCAACUAUGGUCCCAAUGCACUCGGCUACAUCUGAUAUGGCGGAUGUUAAUUAUGAGGCGUCGGUGCUUCAAGAACGUGUUACUACGUCACUACAAGAAGUAACGGAUGAUGAUGAAAGUACGUCUGCGUCCGAAAUGCCAACAGAAUAUCCAAGUACUACCCUUUCAUCAAAAGCCUUAUUUUCCUCCACCGCUACGGACAUAUCUACGAAAGACACUUCAGUAUCUGACGUGUUCUCUCCGAUAUCGAUUCUACCAUUUGACCUGGUAGAUCCGUCUUCCACAGCCGCAUCAACAGAGGAACAGGAAAGACAUUCACUUGUUAGCUCUGCAAGUUUUGUGUCUAAGGAAGACGCACUGUCAACGUUGAGCAUGGACUUUUCAACGCCGUAUAACGCUAUCGCCCUGGAAGUUGAUGGCGAAAUGGAAUCGGAGAAGAUUGUCUCAUCGGAAAGCACAUUUUCAGUACCGGAAUGGACCACACCCGAAGAAACCUUUAGUGGUGAAACUCCUUUGCUACAUUCUACUGUCUUUGAUACUUUAUCUUUCAAAGACCAUCAUCCAGAACCCACAGGAAUCACAGGGACGGAAGAUCCUGGUACUGCUUUUCAUGACCAGUCAACUACCAAAGAAGUGACGUCAAUUCUUGAAGAAGAGUCCGUGAAAAGCAGUCUUCCACCUCAAGUAUUCUUCUCGAAUGUUGAACCAAUCUUUCCUAUGAACCUGAUGGAUGAUUCAACAUCUUUAAUCCCUGACGUAACAGAAACGCCAAUCGAUCUUUCCAGUUCUAGUCCCACAGAUUCAAUUACUCCCAUCGAAGAAACAUCGUUUUCCAUUCAUUUGGAUGUUUCGACCACCCAGACGCCAAUCCUUUUAGACACUAGCACUGUCGCUGUUGAAUCAACAGAUAAUGAUUCUGUGACUCCUGAACCGGAUUCUUUAUUUGGUAAAUCCCAGUCUGAAGCGACAUCGGUAACAGACUUGAACGAAACUCAAUUUACCGAGCCAUUCCAAGAAGCCUUCUCUGAUGAAUCUGCUGUGCCGUUUACUACCACAUCGAUCGAUGUCGAAAUGACAGACAUAUCCACUGGAGAUGAAUUUAAUUUACCUGCAGUUUCACUUCAAACAACGUCUAACGAGAAGAUGGGCACGAUUGAAUUUUCACCAACAACUUUGCAAACAUCGACGGAUAGUAGUUUUCCCAACUUCAGUUUUUGACGGGAUUUCCUCGACGAUUGAAUCGAUUUCACCUCUGGUGGAUUUCGUCUUCCACAAAUUUAAACCCAAAUAUCAUGGAAUCGUCUACUGACUACGCGGUAUUAUGAUUCUAUUCUGUCGAAUCCAAAGAUAGAUACUGAAGAAAUUCAAUCGUCUAAUGACCUCUCGACCCCUGAUGCUUCCACCGUUGCGGAUAUUACCAGUACCGAAAACGAUCCUACGUCCUCUGAGACGAGUCUCUCAUUGGAACUCGCUGAUUUAGAAGGUAGUUCAUCAGUAGCUGACUGGAGUUCGCCUGAAGUUUUCACAGAGUCAGCCUUACUGUCUUCUGCAUCCACCGACGUUGAAAUGAUGGACGUUCAGACAGUUAGUAGCAAGGAAUUUGCUGCUCUUUCAUCCGCAACGUCUUUGGCCGAAGAGCUUGUAAUUAGCAAACUUUCUUCUAUAUCCAUGGAAACAUCGACCGAAGUUAAUUUUUCUCCUUCAAUAUC
Daphnia magna is the source of this 4272-nucleotide messenger RNA. Its product is annotated as mucin-5AC. The transcript is spliced from 7 exons. Lineage: Eukaryota; Metazoa; Arthropoda; Branchiopoda; Diplostraca; Daphniidae. The record is from RefSeq and is a predicted model, not a curated record. Gene Ontology annotation, biological process: carbohydrate metabolic process; chitin catabolic process. Bases 251 to 3781 code for a protein of 1176 amino acids. Gene Ontology annotation, cellular component: extracellular region. Gene Ontology annotation, molecular function: chitin binding; chitinase activity.